UGGGGUGGGGAUCAAACCAAGCGCUUAAUUCCGCACGUUUUGUCAGUCAUAUCCAGGGAAUAUUUAUGAUUGGUGCGGACAAAUUUCCACCGAACCGAACAGAAGAAAUAGACAGAGAGCGAGGAUACAAACAUUGCGCGCAUUUAGCUGCUGUCAAGAAACCACAAGUCAUAUUUCUAGCGCAGCAAUCUAUAAAGACGAUGUAUAUUUGGGUAAUAGACAACCACUGAUUUUACUUUAAAAUAUUGAUUAGGAAAGAGAGACAGACUGGUGCUAUUCAAUUUCGUAUCGAACACCCCCUUUGUCUGUGUAUACUGUCACCACGUGUGCAGUCAGAAAACAUCGCUGAUAAUGGAUUACCUUUUCGUCAGGUAUUAAAAGAAUUCAAUAAUGGAGGACACACCUCUUACUAAGGAUGUGGAAUUAACUGUGGCCCUCAGUACAGGGGACAGCCCACCUCCUCCAUACAAAAGGAAAAGCACCCCACCAAACCCCCCUGAUCAAGAAUCAUUCUGUAUAGAUAUGUCCGGUAAUACUCUGGUCCCCCCAAAUGGUCAUCUUACCAGUCCAGAAUCGUCAAGGAGGAGACAUAAAAGUGAGGGAGCAAUUCCUGUGGCUUCUCUAAAUGGCCAGGCUGGUGGUAACAAUCAUCUGUCUCCAAACCAGAGGAAAAAUUCUGUGUUUGGAAGUCGCAGUACGAUUAGUGGAAUUAAGUUUGAUGAUCCUUAUGUGGAAGAUGGGAAGUGUAGCGAUAGAACAAGCUGGAAGACCACAGACUCUGACGAUGAUGAGUCGGGUCUAACCCUUAUGUACUCAAAGCACGAGAAAUUACCAAUGAAAGACUUUUCAAUGGAAGUCAGAGCUUCAAUGGAUGUACAGAACUUUUUAAAAAAGACAGUUUUAAUCCUUGACCUGAAUAAGGUCAGUUUGGAUGAAAUCAUUGAUGAAAUUCUUCACAAGUUGUUGGACAGCUCUGGCAGUAAACACAGUUUUGACCAGGCUAGAUCUGCUCUCUUUACUCAUGACUGUGUUCACCAGCUGAGUAGAACUCUACAGUGUACCAGUGUAUCAGAAGGAGGGGGGUUUGAUUAUGACCAGAAUUGGAUCUGUGCUUUGGCUAGCAUCCCCUCCAUCCAGUCCAGACAUGUGGGGAUAGCUCGCCUGCACCACCCAGCAAAUCUGGGAACCUCCAGUCAAGAAGUCUACUUCGUAAUUGUGGUUCUGACACCUACCAAAGAGAAAGGAACAAAGAAUGAAUUGGAGACAGGCAGGACCUUUUCCACCAUAAUGUCUGAUCCUGAAUUACGAAUGAAGUUGCUGGAAGCCAGAAACGAGACUGAAUUCAAACAAAUUUUAGAGUCACACACUAAUGCACUGGCAGAAAAACAGAAAAACUGGGCCCCAGAGAAGGCAAUGUUUUCUUCUGAACACCAAGAACAGACUUCAUUUCGCUGUAGUUUGUUCCGUGGGAUCAGAGAAGACCUGAGACGUCGGAUCCCUGUGUAUAUUUCCGAUUACAAGGAUGGAGUGGUUGGUAAGAAGUCCAUACAAAAGACCAUCUCAACCACACUGUUCCUGUAUUUUGCCUGUCUAAUGCCCUCCAUUGCAUUUGGUGUCCUAAAUGCCAACAACACAAAAGGUCAACUCAGUGUUGAGAAAGUUCUGUAUUCACAGAUGUUUGGAGGCUUGGUGUUUGCGUUCUUUGGUGGAACUCCCCAUAUUGUAUUAUUGACAACGGCACCACUAGCCUUGUACACUAAAAUUAUAUUCAGCAUUUGUGAGGACUUUGAUAUCGACUUCCCCGCUAUGUAUGCUUGUGUGGGCCUGUGGAAUAGUCUGUUCCUCUUCCUAUAUUCAGCGUUUGAUCUCAGCGUACUGAUGAAAUGGUCGACCAGAUCAUCAGAAGAGAUCUUUGCUGUUUUUAUAUCUAUUGCAUUCUGUGUUGAUGCUUUCAAGGAUGCUGUGAGCAACUUUGGAGCCCAUUACAACAUUCCAGCUUGCUCCUUGGUCACCUCCUCAGAGAGUUCCACAGUGAAUUAUUCAGUAGCAUCGAAUGUAACGAACAUGAUCACAUCUGUGGUGAACAGUACAGCUUCUCGAGAUGUCUGUGAACGAGACGUCAGCUUGCUAUACUUACUGUUAUUGCUGGGGACACUCUGGCUCGGUGUCACCUUAUAUAACUUUACUAUGACUCCUUAUUUGAAUGCUGGGAAGAGGGAAUUGUUAGCUGACUAUUCCCUCCCAGUGGCAGUUAUCAUUAUGAGCUUCUUUGGAUCCUAUGUGUUCAGGGAUGUAACAUUGGACAGUAGUUUUAUUCCGGGUGAAUUAUCACUGGAUGUUUUUAAACUGGUUCCCAUUUAUAAGCUGUCAGUUGGGGCAGUGUUUGGUGCCAUGGGACUGGGCUUCUGCUUGUCACUCCUGUUCUUCAUGGAUCAAAACAUCUCCGCAGCGCUUGUCAAUGCUCCACAAAACAAGUUAAAAAAGGGUACAUCUUACCAUUGGGAUCUCCUUGUUUGUGGUGUAAUCAAUGCCUUUCUGAGCAUGCUGGCCUUUCCACUGGUCCAUGCAGCACUGCCUCACUCCCCUCUCCAUGUCAGGGCUCUAGCUGAUGUGGAGGAGAGAGUGGACCAAGGUCACAUAUACCAAAUAAUUGUGAGAGUACGCGAGACUCGACUUACAGCAAUCUUUUCCCAUAUCCUAAUUGGGCUAUCCCUAUUUAUCCUGAACUUCCUAGCUUAUAUUCCUACCCCUGUGCUGUAUGGUCUAUUUCUGUAUGUUGGUGUCACAGCAUUGUAUGGUAACCAGUUGUUUGAACGAAUCAUGCUGCUUAUAACUGAACAGAGUGCUUAUCCCCCAAAUCACUACAUAAGACGUGUCCCCCAGAGGAAGAUUCAUCUCUUCACCGUUCUACAACUUCUACAGCUGGUGGUGCUGUGUGCAUUUGGGUUCACUCCCUAUCCUUAUCUCAAAAUGUUCUUCCCAGUUCUCAUUUUUACUCUCAUCCCACUCAGACAUAAAGUAAUUCCUCGUCUAAUACAUCAGAAAUUUCUCAAAGCUAUCGACGGGCAUUAAGGAAAAGUGUUCAGGUGUAUCCAUCUCCUUCAUGCCAUUUCAUCAAGUCUGUUUGUUACUGCACUCUAACAAAUAUAGUCCAUUCCCAUCAAUGCGAGUCGAAUCAUCUGGACUGGUAUAAAGUGGUUUGAGAGCAGGAGUUGUCUCCCCCUUUUACUUCUCUUUUACAUGUAACUGUGACUAGGAGGAAACUGUUAUUGCUAUAAAUUGUUUAUCACAAUGUUAAGUACCUAAGAAUGCAUAUCUGUAUCAAUAUUUCUUACAAACAAGUAUAAUGUAAAAAUUUUUGUUAAAUUAUAGAGUUUGGUUUUUUAGUGUUCAUGGUCCACCAUCUUGCCCACUUUUAAAUUGUUUUUUCUUCUAAGCUCAGCAAACAGUUAGUUUUGUGCAUUUACAUUAACCUGAUGGAGGGUUGAAUUUAAGCCAGCUAGUAGACUAGUCAUACUGACUAUGUAUAUUGUUUAGCCUAUUUUUUUUUAAUUAGACACAAUUAGCCUAGGUUUUUUUUAUUAGACACAAUUAGCCUAGGUUUUUUUUAAUAGACACAAUUAGCCUAGGUUUUUUUUUUUAAAAAUUAGAUACAGAAGGUUUCAAGACCCUCUAUAUCUAGCUGCUGUAUACAUGUAUUUUACUAUGCUUUAAUUUAACAAUGAAUGAGCACAAUUCUCCUUUUCUCUGUAUUUUUAAGUUUUGGUGAGUCACAUUUGGUCUACCUCCCAUAUUUUAGAUAUGACCAUGUGCAGUCGUUGAGUACAAGUCUUUCACUAGUAUGAUAGAUCUCGUCUGACAAGCGCUGCACUUUGCAGUGUUCUCCUUAGUAAAAUCUUGUUUUUAUUGUUAUUUUGUUGACCUGGUAAUAAUUAUUCUUGUCUCUAAUAUAUUUUAAUAUUUCCACACAAAUUUAUAAAUGCACUUUUAUUUACAUUUAGUCAUAAUUUAGGUUAACAAGUACAAAAAUAUAAACAAUUUGUGCCAUGAUGUGAUUGUGAAGUAUUGAGAUUUUUGGGUGUUUGCCUCUAUUUAGUCAGUCCCCCUUUAUUUUGUUACUGAACUAGUCACAACAUGACAUCCAUUGUCUUUCAUUAAAGAAAAUUCUGUUGGAGUUGAGUUCUUGGGGUUUUAUUGUGUACAUAUGUUAUAUAUAAGGCACAUUUAUACAUAGAAUUUGUAUUGUUUAUGUGUGUUUGGAUUGUUUAUUUUGUGUUUUUCAGGAAACUUAUAUCUUGCAGUGUUCAUUGUUUUAAAUCAUGCAAAGUUGUUUUAUUUUGUAAUCAACAUUUAUUACUUAGUUACCAGCUUACAGUUUGAACUUAAAACAA
This is a messenger RNA of Saccostrea echinata, 4391 nucleotides long. RefSeq names its product solute carrier family 4 member 11-like. Gene Ontology annotation, molecular function: solute:inorganic anion antiporter activity. The record is from RefSeq and is a predicted model, not a curated record. Lineage: Eukaryota; Metazoa; Mollusca; Bivalvia; Ostreida; Ostreidae. Gene Ontology annotation, biological process: monoatomic anion transport; transmembrane transport; monoatomic ion homeostasis. The transcript is spliced from 20 exons. Gene Ontology annotation, cellular component: basolateral plasma membrane; plasma membrane. The coding region runs from base 391 to 3072 and encodes 893 amino acids.